Messenger RNA from Schizophyllum commune H4-8, 3535 nucleotides. RefSeq lists its product as uncharacterized. The transcript is spliced from 9 exons. Bases 89 to 3328 code for a protein of 1079 amino acids. NCBI's taxonomy places the organism in Eukaryota, Fungi, Basidiomycota, Agaricomycetes, Agaricales, Schizophyllaceae. The record is from RefSeq and is a predicted model, not a curated record.
CUCUGCCGCGUCGACGGACUUGCACUCGACCAAGUCCUGCCCGCCGUCUCGCCUCCUCCCUUCAUCGCCGUCAUCAUCGCCGAACGCCAUGGCCGCCGUCGGAACUGCCAUUGCCCCAGCUGAUAUCCCGAAAACCACUGAAAAUGGGUCUCCAGACCAGCUUGCCGACGCUGUCGCCGGUCUCGCCAUACACGACGACCAGCGUUCGCCAGAGCAGGCCCAGGGGACCCAGCAGCCUGUCGCUCAGCGUCCGCUGCGAAUAUACACCAGGAAACAGCUUCUGUAUCUCCACGCAUCACCACUCGUGCAGCUGCCGCCAGGCAUGCCCGAGCUCAAAGACUGGUUUGGAACGGAAAACGAACAGAGCCUCACAAAGAAGGAGGAAGCCUCGAGUCCACCGCGAGAACGCAGAUUCAGGCGGGAUCCUGAAGACGGAGAUACCCCCACGAGACCCUCCUUCCGAGCCACGGUCUCACAACCCUCGCAAAUGGGCAACUUCAAGCACCAGUCCCUGCGCAGCGACAGAGACAGAGACGAACGUGACAGAGAAGGAAUACGCAACAUGUCUGAGAGAUACGACCGCGACCGCAUGGGUCUCGGCCUGAACGGCAGGAACAAGGAUCGCGAUGUCGCCCCUCACCUCUCCUCGGCGUCCUCCACGCGCCUGGCCAGUACGGGCCCGAUAGCCACCCUCACGACGCGCCGCGGUGAAACAGGCAGGAAGAAGGCCGGUGAUGACGACUGGCGAAGAGGAGGAGAGCGUGGCGGCAGAGAAGACAACGGCGGCCGCCGCGACGACCGCGAGCGCAAUCGUUCCCGUGCGCGCGACUCGUCCCGCCCUCGGCGCGAGCAGUCCUCCACCCGCCGCGAGCGCGACGACCGCAGAGGCAAGGAGGACUACGACGAUCCCCGCAAUCACCGACGCCCGCGAGACGAUGACGACCCGGAUGAUCCCCGUCGCUGGCGCGACGAUGGCAAGCGCGAUGAGCGGAUUGCGUCCCGGCGCGACCGCGACCGCUAUCGCGAAGAACGUGGGUGGGACGAGCGCCGUGAUCGGGGCGAUCGGUGGCAGGUCGUGGAGGAGCGGGAGGCGCGCACGAAGCGUGGCACUGAGCGCGGUGGAGGGCGCGAUCGGCGGAAUGGGGACGAUGGGAAGGAGCGGGAUGAGCCCAAGGGCAAUGGGAGGGACCGUGAUCGCGAGAGGGAGAAGGAGCCUGCGUGGAUGGACACUUAUAUCCCGCCUGCAACAUCUGGCACCGGCAUUUUGGGUGGAAAGGGUGCGGAUGGCGAGCUCGAUGGCAUACAGGCGUGGAAGAAGGGCAUGAAAGAGAAGGAGGCGAAGGAGAAGGGCGUUGCAGCUGCCCAGGAAGCCGCCGCAGCUGCUCCGUCCGGCGGCGGAGGCGGCGGCCUCGACGAGAUUCAGCUCUUCCGCAUGAUGAUGAAGAAAGAGGACGACAAGAAGAAGGCAGACGGCCCGUCAGCCGAGGCGUCGCCAACCAUAGCGUCCGUCGCGCCCGGUCGCGUCUCGGAGGCUAUCUCCUCUUCAUCCGUGUCCGCCUCUGCCAUGGCCGAGUCAAAAUCGAGCGGUCAGCCUCCGUCUUCCUCUGCCGUCACCUCAUCUACCGCGGACAACGCCGCGCCUGCCUUGUCUGGCCUGGCGUCCCUCCCUCCCAAGCCCGAAGUCCAUCUCGAAGACGUUCUCCCGGCAACUUCCAGGUUAUUCCCCAGACCCAGCCAGCCGACGUCCGCGGAAGCUUCCCCACUGGACUCUACAGCCAACUCGCCCACGUCUGCCCUUAGUGCAGCCGCAGGAUCACGUUUGCUCUCGCUGGGUCGCGGUCCCGCCCAGGCUAAGGCUGCUCCCGCUGCUCCUGGUUCCCCUGCGAACGGCGCUCAGGCGCCGCAAGUCCCUGCUCAACCGAACAUCGCCUUGGAAGCCAUCAGACGCGACCCCGCUAUCGUGCAGCUACCAUCCAAACCAGGAUCAGCGCACGGCUCCGCAUAUUCACCUUUCGAGGACACAUCGCGUACCUCUUACGGCUUCGAGGACGCGCGCCGCGCGCCGAACUCGCUGGAGCAACCUAUGCGUGUUCCAGGGAACAACAGCCCGUCGUUUAAUGAGUCGCUGUCGCCGGAUGGAUCCGUGCCGGGUAUGAGGGGCAGUCGCUUUGCGAAGUUCUUCGAUGGAAAGACGAGGGACGGCGCCGCGAAGAUGCAAUCUGGCGGGGAGUCGCCUGUUGGGCUAAGGCAGGAGCCGUCGCCCAUGAACGUCCCUGGUAGUGGGCCCGAUGGACGCGCCAUGGACGAGAUCUUUGCCAUGCUGAACAAUUCGGCGACGCACAAUCCUCGCGCUCCAAACCCGCCUACUGUUGUUCCGCCCGCUAGGGAUAUUCAACUCCAGCAACAGGCCCAGCUAGCGCUCCUGCAGCAACAAGGUAUCCAUCCCAGCCGCCUCGAAUCCUUCUACGACAGCCACUUCGACGACCGCAGCUUCGUACCUGACGGCAUGGUCCCGGGCCUCCGCACGGCGCCUCCUCCCCGCGAGAAAGGUCCUAUGUUCGCCGACCCUAUCGACGAUCCCCACUUCAGUGUGCAACGCCCACCCCCGCAUCAGCGCGGUGCGGACCCGGCGUUCUGGAACCAGCCAGCCCCGCGCCAGCCUCCUCCCCAGCAGCUGUACGGGCAGCAACUUGGUGGGCGUGGUGGUGUUGGGCUGUCUGCGGCGGCGUUGCAGCAGCAGCAGUUCCGUGGUGGCCCGUCGCCGCUCACUGCGCAGGCGCAGGCCACUCUUCUGCAGCAGCAGCAGCGUCUGCCGCCAGGGCUUGCAAACCUCGGUGGCCGUCCGCCUCACGACCCUUCGCAGUUUAUUGGUCUUCAAGGUCUGCAGAAUGGGGGUCUGCAUGCCAAUGCACCUCUUCAGACGAACUUCAACGGUAUUCCUGGUGGUGGCAAUGUUCCCUUCGGCGGUCCUCAGAUCCGCGGCAUACCUGCCGCUCAGCAGCUACAGAACGCUCAUCUCGGCGGGUUCACACCUCAGGAGCUUGAGCUACGCGCUGCUCAGGCUCAUAUCAUGAGCAUGCGCAAUGGCGGCGCGGCUGGGCUAGGCGGCCUUGGAGGACUGCCCCAGCACCAGCUUUCGCAGCAAGCUGCUCUCCUCAACCUGCGCGCUCAGCAGCAACAACAGCAACAGCAACAGCAGCACCUCGCGCACGGUCUGCCUCCCCACCUCCCUCAGCAUGGGCAGCCGUCGCCCGAGGACCUCAUGCAGCUCCUUCUCGCGGGCCGUGGCGGCGGCCCCGACCUCGACUCCUUCAACCGCUACCGCUGAGUUUCAACGCUCCAACCUAUCCCCGACGCGCGGACUACACCUUCCAUAACCCGACUAUCAUGCGCUGGUCUCUCGUUCUGUUCCCACCACUGCUCGCGCCGCACCUCCCUCGUCGUCCACUAUCUUGCAUCGCUCAUAUACUUUACAAUCGUUGUACAUUUCCUUUUUCCUUUGUUCAUGCUUAUACGAUGCUCUUGGACCCACGGA